This is a messenger RNA of Tetrahymena thermophila SB210, 1344 nucleotides long. RefSeq lists its product as hypothetical. The record is from RefSeq and is a predicted model, not a curated record. The transcript has a single exon. NCBI's taxonomy places the organism in Eukaryota, Ciliophora, Oligohymenophorea, Hymenostomatida, Tetrahymenidae.
AUGAAUAAAAAACUAUUUGCUUUUAUAGUAGUAUUAAGCUUCUUAGAAGUUGUUCUCUCUGAUCCCUGUCCUAUGUGUACAUAUAACCCUACUGGCGAUAGUUCAUCUGGCCAAUGUACCAGCUGCCCUGGUGGAUUAUGUACACAUAAUAAAGGAACGGUUGGAUAAGAUCCAAAUGUAUGUACAUUUAAGGCAUGUCCUAAAGGAUAAUAUAGUUAUACAGGUUUUGAUUUCACCACAGAUGGAGUUCCUUGUUAAAAUUGUGAUGCAGGUACAUCAACUCUUAAUAUUUAAACUAAAGGAACGGAUUAAUCUGUUUGUACUGUUACUUUAAAAGCAUGUGCUAAAGGUAGUUAUUCUUCCUCAGGACUUGAUACAGACGGAUCUGGAGAUGGAUGUACUGCUUGUACUGCAGGUACAUCAACUCCUAAUACUUAAACUAUAGGAACAGAUUAAUCUAUUUGCACUCUUACUCUUAAAGCAUGUGCUAAAGGUAAAUACUCUUCUUCAGGAUUUGAUACAGACGGAUCUGGAGCAGGAUGUACUUCUUGUACUGCAGGUACAUCAACCCCUAAUACUUAAACUAUAGGAACAGGUUAAUCUGUUUGUACUGUUACAUUUAAAGCAUGUGCUAAAGGUAGCUAUUCUUCCUCAGGAUUUGAUACAAACGGAUCUGGAGAUGGAUGUACUGCUUGUACUGCAGGUAAAUCAACUCCUAAUACUUAAACUAUAGGAACAGAUUAAUCUGUUUGUACACUUACUCUUAAAGCAUGUCCUAAAGGUAACUAUUCUUCCUCAGGAUUUGAUACAGACGGAUCUGGAUCAGGAGCUGGAUGUACUGCUUGUACUGUAGGAACAUCAACUCCUAAUAAUUAAACAAAAGGAAUAGAUUAAUCUGUUUGUACUCUUAAAGCAUGUGCUAAAGGUAACUAUUCUGCCUCAGGAUUUGAUACAGAUGGAUCUGGAACUGGAUGUACUGCUUGUACUGCAGGUACAUCAACCCCUAAUACUUAAACUAUAGGAGCAGGUUAAUCUAUUUGUACUGUUACUCUUAAGACCUGUCCUGCUGGCUCAUAUAGUGUAUCAUCAUUUGAUACAGAUGGUAAUGGAUCAGGUUGUAAUAAAUGUGCUGUUAAUACUUACUCUGCAUAAGGUGCUACUUCUUGCACUUCUUGCACUAAUAAUCGUACCUCUCCAGCUGGAUCUACUGCUGUAACUGCUUGUGUAUGCCCAUAAGGAACAUCUGGUACUGCAGAUGGUGUCAGCUCAUGUUCAACCACUACUAGUGGCUCAAUAAACACUCUUUUUAUUUCACUUAUUUUUAUUUUAAUAUGUUUAUUUUGA